AUGGACUUCCAAGAUACCAAAUGGCAAUCGCCAUCAUCAGGAAGACGACCCAAACCUCCACUGGUCACGAAAUUCCUCCGACGGGCUGUAUGGGCCAUCGUGAUAUCCUGCCUCACCACGGGCGCUGGCAUGCGUGCUGUCAAGCAUGGCUGGUGGCGAAGCCAUGAGGACGACUUGCCCUUUCCCUGGCAACAGUUCCGGAAGCUGGAUGGGUACUACAACGGCCUCAACACGCUGGUGCCGUACGAGGACUGGAGGCCGCAGAAUGGAUGGAACGUGACUUCGCCUUUGCAGCUGGACUCGACAGGAGUUGGGAAGAAGACGCCGACGAUGGAUCCGGUGGUGUAUGAUCCGUAUCCUGACUUCGCUUCGCCGGAGUAUCUAAGCGAACACCAGCCAGUGGCCGAGUGCUUUCUUGAUGAGGAUGACACUGUACGAGUACCUGACGUCUACGCAUACCCCGGGCUUCCGCAACACUUCCCACGGCCUCUGUAUGGAUCGAACAGCGAGCUCGAGAUCCGCGAAGACGUAUGCUUCGACCGCUUUGGCAGGUAUGGACCGUAUGGCUACAGCUAUGACGACGGUCUGAGAGAGCACGGUCUGCGUACGACUCCAGAAGAUGAAGCUUUCCAGACGAUUGUGGGCAGUACCUCGGAAAACGCUGGCGCUGAGAAGAUCUUCGAGCUCGCAGGCUACACCAGCUGGACAGGCAUGGACUGGGGUGCUGCUCAAGACCGCUGCAUUGACAAGAACAAGGCGAGGUUCGCCCACGAGCAGCCUUCCCGGAUGAAGAGAACGCCACGUCACGCCUUCGUCCUCCGCACCUGGACCGGCCGCACCUACAACCAACACUCCAUCCUCGCCCUGCGCGCCCUCAUCUCCGAACUCGCCCUCAAAUCCCGCGGCCAAUACACCGUCCACCUCCUGAUCCACGUCCGCGACUCCAGCAUCCCCAUCUUCGCCGACGAAGCCAUCUACAACGCCACCCUCCAAUCCGCCGUCCCCCGCGAGUUCUGGGGCAUCAGCACGCUCUGGUCCGAAGCGCAGAUGAAGAUGCUCUACCCCGGCCCUUUCGACCAGAAUUUCGACGCUGGAGUGGAUGAGAGCACGGUGCAUGGGGUGUAUCGAUCGGCGCAUUUCGCGCUGCAGUGGUUUAGCAGGAUGCAUCCGGAGUACGAGUUCUUCUGGAACUGGGAGAUGGAUGUGCGGUUUACGGGGCACUACUGGGAGUUCGCCGAGCGGGUGGGGGAGUGGGCGAGGAAGCAGGCGAGGAAGGGGUUGUGGGAGCGGAAUGGGCGGUUUUGGUUGCCGGAGGUUCAUGGGAGUUACGACAACUUCACGACUUUCGUGGAGCGGGAGAUCGAGACGGUGGAGAAGGAGAAGAACAACGGUGAGCAAAGCGGGCCGAUACCGGUAUGGGGCCCUCUCCAGCAAGACGACGACACACCGCCCGACUCGCACCCACCAACCCCCUACCCCGCCGACAACUACACCUGGGGCGUAGACUCCCCCGCCGACCUCAUCACCUUCACCCCCCUCUUCGACCCCGCCCACACCACCUGGGUGCUCCGCAACGACAUCACAAACUACCCCUCCCCGCCUCCUCGUCGCGCAUCCAUCAUCACCGUCUCUCGCCUCUCCCGCCGCCUCCUCGCCGCCAUGCACGACGAAGUCGUCCUAGAAAAGCGCACCAUGUUUACCGAAAUGUUCCCCGCCUCCGUCGCACUACAGGAGGGGAUGAAAGCCGUCUUCGCGCCCGUAGGCGUGUGGUUCGAUCGGGAUUGGAACUCCGCAUACGCGGAGCAAGUGCUCAACCGGCCGGAGGGGAAGGAGAAGAGUGCGUUUGGGUGGGGCGAGCAUAAUCUGCUUGGUGGGACUUUCUACUAUAACGCGCGGUUUGGUCCGCGGUUGUGGAGAAGGUGGUUGGGGCUGCGGAGUGAGGCGUGGGAUGGAUGGGUGGGUGAGAGGGGGGAGGAGGGGGGAAGGUUGUGUUUGCCGGGCUUGCUGGUGCAUCCGGUCAAGGAUGAGGGGGGGCGUGGGGGCUGA
This is a messenger RNA of Saxophila tyrrhenica, 2046 nucleotides long. RefSeq lists its product as uncharacterized. The record is from RefSeq and is a predicted model, not a curated record. The coding region runs from base 1 to 2046 and encodes 681 amino acids. The transcript has a single exon. NCBI's taxonomy places the organism in Eukaryota, Fungi, Ascomycota, Dothideomycetes, Mycosphaerellales, Extremaceae.